Aureobasidium melanogenum CBS 110374 is the source of this 909-nucleotide messenger RNA. Its product is annotated as putative dioxygenase. The record is from RefSeq and is a predicted model, not a curated record. NCBI's taxonomy places the organism in Eukaryota, Fungi, Ascomycota, Dothideomycetes, Dothideales, Saccotheciaceae. Gene Ontology annotation, molecular function: catechol 1,2-dioxygenase activity; ferric iron binding. The transcript has 2 exons. Gene Ontology annotation, biological process: catechol-containing compound metabolic process. Bases 1 to 909 code for a protein of 302 amino acids.
AUGUCAGCAACCACCAACAAAGCACUGGAGCCAGAAGACACCCUGAAUGGCGCCGGUCGCUACGAUCCAAACUUCACAAGCCAUGUCAUUUCCUCCAUCGGUCCUAACACCGACCCUCGCCUCCGCAAAGUCAUGACUUCUCUAAUCAAGCACGUCCACGACUUUGCACGCGAAGUCGAUCUCACAGUAGACGAAUGGAUGGCAGGCGUAGACAUGAUCAACCGCGCUGGUCAAAUGUCCACCGACCGCCGCAAUGAAGGUCAACUUCUCUGCGACGUCAUUGGUCUGGAAAGUCUGGUCGAUGAGAUCACAUUCAAAGCUGCUGCAGACGCUAAAGAUGCAGUUACCCAAAGUGCGAUUCUGGGUCCAUUUUUCAGACAUGAUGCGCCGUUGAGAAACAAGGGCGAUACUAUCUCUUUUGAUACGCCCAAGGAUGCAGAGGUUGCGUAUAUGCAUGGUGUGGUUUACGAUGCUGUUACCAAGAAACCAGUAGAAGGAGCGGAAAUUGAUGUCUGGCAAGCUUCCACCAAUGGAUUGUAUGAGCAACAGGAUCCUGCACAGCAAGAACACAACCUGCGUGGAAAGUUCAGAACCGGCAAGGAUGGAAGUUAUGGCUUUUAUUGCAUUCGACCUACGCCUUACCCGGUCCCUGAUGAUGGUCCUGCCGGUGAACUGUUGAAGAAGCUGGAUAGACACCCCUUCAGACCGGCACAUAUUCAUUUGAUCGUCAUCAGACAAGGUUACAAACCAAUUACAACACAGAUCUUUGAUGCAGAUUCCAAGUAUCUGGACAACGAUUCAGUCUUUGCGGUCAAGGAUUCUUUGGUAGUCAAGUUUGAGCCCCGACAAGGAGAUGAGAAAGCUGGACUGGAGUUGAAGUACGAUAUUCUGCUUGGAUCUACUGAGUAA